GAGUCUGUUCUGCCAAGGUGUUCUGAACACUAACAGUAGCUUCAGUGGAAAUCACAUCUUUCAGGCCACAAACAGGUUGGCCUUGUUGCUGAAUUCUGAGCAAUCUGGGAAGAAUCAGUGGGAGAGGAAGAAAUGCCUACAGUAAACAGUAUGGCCAAUUGUGAGCUACAGUAGUGUGUCCUGAUCUAGAGAGCUGGCCCACUCCAGAAACAAGGAUCACAGCUGACAAGCUGUUGUUCCAUUCUGACAAAUGAGACACACUCAGAGAUGCUUACAGUGGAGAUGAGAGACCUGAGGAGCGUUCGUGCAAGGCAGCAUGAUUAUGGAUGUAUAUGACUGUUUCAGACCUGCCGCAGCUGCACAGGCACAGGCUGAAGAGCGGCGGAGCCAGGCGGGGAGCAGCCCAGCAUCACUUACAGCCAGUGCUGCCAAGAGCCAUGCUAAACCAGUGAUUGAUGGAGCAACCCUUAGAGUUGAUGACAAACUCAGAGUAGCCAAAGAAAGGAGAGAGGAACAAGAAAAGCAGCAAGCAGUGCGUGGCUCUCAGAUUCUAGAGCGAGAACGAAAGGCCAAACUUCAGGUUGAGAAACAGAUUGAGGAAAAACAAAGAAAGCUGGAGGAGCAGCGCAGGAAAGAGGAGCAGAGACGAGCUUCUGUGGAGGAGAAGAGGAAACAAAAACAGGAGGAGGAAAAGGAGCACUAUGAGGCAGUGAUGCGGCGCACUAUGGAGCGCAGUAAUCGCAUGGAGCAGAGGCAGAAGAGAUGGUCUUGGAGUGGCCUGCCAGACUCGGAUAACAAAAAUGGUCAGAGCGACAGUGGCCCCACCUCCUCCCCAGUCUCUAUAGUAAUCUCCCCAGCCUCUCCGGUCUCCAAGCCUUCGAGAAGCCACACACCACAAGACAAACGUUCCUCCUCUACUACAAACCUCAAACAGCCUACAGACUCUGCUAUCAGCAAGCGCCUAUCCUCUUCCUCUGCAGCUCUCCUCAACUCUCCUGACAAAAGUGCAAAGCGGAGGAGUUCAUCUUUGAACCGGUUGCCUAGCAAUGUCCCUCGGGUUUCUAAGGAAGUGCAUAAGCAGCUUCAGGUGGAACGGACAGACCCUGUCCUGAAGAAACGGAGCUCCUCCCUUUCCCGAGUGGGGAAUAAAACUCCACCCACUGGCAAACCAGAGAAACCUGCACCCAUUGAAUCAGCCCAACGCCCAUUGGCCAGUCCCAUGGACAGCAGUGUCCUCAGUCGUCUCCUCACCCCUACCCAGGCCUCUCUAGCUAGGAGCAAGAGUGCAACAGCGCUUUCAGCCCAUGGAGCGGAUGAGACAGAGUCUCACCUGUGUCCUCGAUCAGUGUCGUCCACGCCGGUGCCGCCCUCCCCUCGUGGUCCCCUGCGAAGUCGCAGCACCGACCGCCAAAAAAACACCCCCAGUUCUACCUCAGCUUCAUCUGACUCCAUCUCUAAUAUCGCUCAGAAAGCUGAAAAGGACAAGUCCUUCACUUCACCAGCAGCAAAACGUCCUCCUUCCCCUUCCAAUGUUUCUAGCCGUCACCGCUCUCCCUCACCAGGCCCACCCGGUGGUCCCAGGAGAGCACCAUCACCUGGAGCAGCCAAGCAAAGCCCUCAGUAUCGGCCACCGUCUCCCAGUGGGGUGAAGCAGAGGCCUCCAUCUCCUCAACCUGUUUCCAAACCUCCACCUGUCCAGAAACCUGCCCUCACUCCGACUGGCCCUCCUAUCCUGAGGAAGAGAGAGUCCAAACCCAAAGACGCUUCCCCAAUGCCUGCUUUAACAUCACAACCUCAUGACAUGAGCACUGCCAGCCCAGUCCCUAGCACCAAGCCCAAAGAUGAUCCUGGUAUGAAAGCCAUGGCCGGCACUAACUCGGCUGCUGAAGCUGCUAAGAUACUGGCAGAGAACAGGCGUCUGGCUCGUGAGCAGAAGGAGAGAGAGGAACAGCUCAGAGUACAGAGAGAGGAAGAGGAGAGGCUAAGAAAAGAAGAGGAAAAGCGGCGGGCAGAAGAGGAAAGAGUGAGGCGUUUGGAGGAGGAGAAGGUAAGAGCAGAGGAAAGAAAGAAGGAAGAGGAGGAGCAGGCUCGUAAAGCGGAAGAGGAGAGGGAGAAACUGGAGCUGGAGGAACAACAGAAGCGGGCCGAGUUACAAAAAGAGCGAGAAGAGGCGGAAGCAAAGGCUCAGGAGGAGGCAGAGAAGCAACGACAGGAAAGAGAGCGCAUCAUGCAACAGAAUCAGCAAGAGCGCAUGGAGAGGAAGAAGAGAAUCGAUGAAAUUAUGAAAAGAACCAGAAAAAUGGACCAAAAUGAUUUCAAGGGUAGCGAUGAGCGAGGCAUUCCAGAUGAGAAUGGUGAUGAAGUUAUUGACCAGCUAAACUGUGAAACCAAGGAGGACCAACCUGUACCAUCAGAGCUCGACGCAGAGGUCACCGACCUGUCCGACAACCAGGAGAAAGACACGUCUCUAGAAGGCCAGCUGAAAUCCCAAGAGCCGCUUGACGGUGUGAAUGAACAGACCAAAGUGGAUGACAAAGAAAACAACAAUGGCCUCAGUGCAGCGCAGCCUACGGCCAUCAGUAAUUCUUAUCAGAAGACACCUCUGGAGUUUAUGAAUGAGGACUGUAAACAAGGGCUGAAUGGAAAAGCAGGGUCCUGGAGCUUUGAAGAGAUUAUAGAUCUGGGGGUUCACACUAAAGGCCGGCCGCUCGUGGAGCCUGGUGCCUGUAAUCAGGAUCUAAUAGAUUGUGGUAUUGGACCUGAAGGACCCAGAGUGGGCUUUGAUGACAAGUCUGCCCCUCUGAACUCCCUCCAUCCAGCUCAGCCUAUUGAAGCCAUGUCUGAGAUUUGAUUUGAUGUCUUCACCCCAGGACAGUUCCUAAUUGCACUCUAUGAUUUCUGUCUGGUGGAGUUCCAAAGUUUUCUGUGCUCACCUGGACUGCCAGAGAAACACAGAGGAAUGCCUGCACCUCCAAAAAUAAAGUUGAAAAUACAGUUGGAAAAAAAAACUAGAUAAAAAUGUUAAAAAAAAAAAAAAAAGCUUCAGGGAAACAUAAAUUUUUAUUUUGCUUUAUUUUUUGCCUCUCUUUCUCUUUUUUUUUUCAUUGUUGGCAUCUUGUCAAUUUUCUGUUUUUCUUUCUUUGUCAUUAUUAAUGUUAUAUUGUUCUUUUUUUUAUGGGGCGUCUUUUGUAAUUUAUUUUUCUGACUCUUCACUCUGCAUUUUAUCCUUUACUGUUCCCCCCCCCCCAUAUUUGUAUUCCAUCGUAUUUCAAUUAGAUUUUGCUAGUGUACCCAGACAGUCAGAGGCCCCAAGCAGUAGUGAGCGUUUAAUGUGAAGUAAUGCUGAUGUGCCAGAGGAGGGGCACCUCCGACUGUCUCACACACUGGUUUAAAAAUGUUCGAGGGAUAAAUUAUCCAAGAACAAAGGCCUUUUCUACACACAAUUCCAGAUCCAUAGGUAAAAACACAUGCUGUAAAAUUUGGCAUCUUUUGUAUGUGAAGAAUCAUGCCUUGCACACAUGAGAACAAACUCUAUUCAGUCUUCUAGUUAUAGUUUCUUGUGUCUGAAAUGAAAUGAAAGAUAGCUAAUUUUAUAUAAAGAAAAAAAAACGCCUUUGGAUGCAGACUAUUGGGCUACACUGUGUAGAGAGCCUUGGCAAAGGUUUCUUUAAGUUACACUGAUGCAUGUGGCGCCUUACCUGCUUUUUCCAGCUUUUGCCCAAACUAAUGUUAUGACUCAGGCCAAUAGGCUGCUAGUUGUCCUCGCUCCUACUGUGAAGCACUGUAUAAACCGUAACCCUAGCAAAUCUUUAAGGUAUUUUAUUAAAUGUUGACAAAAUAGGAUCUGGUUAAAGUGCUGGAUUUCAAGCGCAGCCAAAACCUUUUCCAUCGAUCAUUGCUUUAGUUUUUAAAGGAUGAAGGUGUGUGGGGCAAAAAACAAAAAAAAAAUCCUUGUAAACAUUUGUCUUUUUUUUUUUUUUUUGAAGGAAGGUUUAACAUUGUAAACGUCUGCCAUAUGAUGCAGAUAUUUUCUUUUAUGUGUAGGUUAUUUCAACAGCAGUGUAUACAUUGGUUAGAUAUUCGCAAUAAGUCUAAUUUAAGAGUUUUCCCAAACUAACGUACAUCUUUGAAUAUCAGUGUGAACCUAUCCAUUACUCCAACUUGUAGUUAUAGCACACAGAAAAUUACUGUAAGCUCUUCUUAACUGCACAUUUAGAGGAGCUGUUGAGGUGCAUGUUGUUCUCCUUAGGAUGUCCGGCAUUGGGGUUUCUCUGUUCCGUUUUCAAAGCUUGAAUAAUUACUAGUGUUUUGGAAAAACCCCGUGUUCCCUCAGGGUCGUCAGUCUGCCAGGUCCUAAAGGGUUUCGUUUUAUUUCUGUUCCUCUCACCUCACUUUUUAAUCUUUAAUUCAGUGGCUCAGCCAGUUUUAUUAUAUCUUGUAAAAUUGAUCUCAUAUAUUAAGAUAAUAUUUAAGGUUAUAUUUCUACUUAUGCAAGUAUUAUGAACACGAUCAGUAUUCAGCUGUAACGCUAUGGCUUAGCAAAUAGGGAGUAAGUGAAAGGAAAGUGGUGUUUUGGUCGGUUUCUCUCUGGUGCACAUCUGUACUGCUGCUACUCAACAGCAUCUGAUCUAGAACAGGUAAAAGCUAAGUCUUUUUUUGUCAGAGGAAUAAAUGGACGGGAAUAAGAAUGUUGCAGGAGGUUGUGUGAGCAAGUUAUGAUGUUAUGCUGUCAGGUUGAGUUGAACAGGAUUGUCAUGCGUUUAGACUGUUUAUAGGUUACCCAUGUUUGAAUCCUGGUGAUGGAGCCAGAUGGAUUGUGUUCGGGACUUGAGGAUAAGAGGAUGAAUACUAUUUUUCUUCCUAUCUGUUUCAUAAUGCUGUUUGUAGUUGCAAAGAAAGGCUUGAACCUCAAAAUGCUUGAAGUGUGAAGCAAGGACGGUUAUGGGUCCGUAGUCUAUUUUGGAGAUGUGUGGGCUUUUAUACACUAGUUUACUCAGAAAUGACUGAGGCCACUAUGCACAGGGCAUAUCGUUAAUUAAGAUUGUGGUCAUUUACUAAUUAGCAUCCAUAACACCACUCCUUCCAAUGUAGGCAUGAAUCACUUACUUGAACGCCAUAUGUUCAAGUCCCCCCCCAGGACAAGAGACAUCAAACAGUUUAAACAGUCAGGUUGAGACCCAAACACUGUUCAGAAUUCCAGUGGUGACACUCAGGCAAGGGAGAAAGAAAAAAAAAACUGAAUAAGUGUGUGCUUGACAUGUUGGGGAGAAAGACUGCAAAACCCUUUUAGUUUAUCCCAACCUUUUAGCAGUCCCUCCUUCCCACAUGGUUUACACAGAUGUUAGAUAACCCCAAAGUGCUUAGAGUCUUGCACUGGUGGCUACAGCUGCAGUCAGUCUUGUGUUCGUGUAUUUUUUUUUUUAUGUAAGCUGCUUUUGCAGGAAAUCAGCAUGGUCAUUCGUCGCACCAGUGCAAUCGCUGCUUCUAUUUUUACCCCAUGAACCUAUAAAACUGUGAGUGUUUUGGGUUUCAGAGCUGUUCUCUAGCUUACACUGCUCACCGUGGUGGUAGGAUAGAAUGGUGCCUUAGGAAUAGAGUGAGAUACUUAUUUAUUUUUCAUGUUACAGACUAAAAGUUACAUGAUGUGCUUUCACUGGCCAUGACAAUCAUUUUACUUGACCAGGUCCCUAAAUAAAAUGAAAUAUUCUGUAUCGUACAAUAAUCCUGACUACAAAUUAUAGUUGUACAUUUACCCAACUUAUACUGGAAAAGAAAAUAAACUCCUCAAAUAAAGUUUUGCUAAAUAAAAGAAGUAAAUGUUUUUGAUGUAAAGUUGCUUAUACCAGCUGUAAUAUAGUUGUGCUUUUGUUAUUCAUGAAUGAAGGCUUUAGUUGAAGCUUGAAAUUUAUUGUUCAGAUUCCUUGUUGCGUCACCCAAAAUGUCAUGAAUAAAAUAUAUACUAAUA
This is a messenger RNA of Clarias gariepinus (North African catfish), 5965 nucleotides long. RefSeq names its product MAP7 domain containing 3 (gene map7d3). Gene Ontology annotation, biological process: microtubule cytoskeleton organization. Gene Ontology annotation, cellular component: microtubule cytoskeleton. The coding region runs from base 317 to 2851 and encodes 844 amino acids. The record is from RefSeq and is a predicted model, not a curated record. Lineage: Eukaryota; Metazoa; Chordata; Actinopteri; Siluriformes; Clariidae. The transcript is spliced from 22 exons.